AAAUACAGCAACAAUUGCAUUUUUACCAAAGCCAAUCAACGGCACGCUAAAAUUGACUGUUACUUUUAGCAGCAGCAGCAGCGGGCAACGUGAAUACGCCUGGCAGCAACAACAACAACAACAAGAAAAAAGCCCAGAAAAAGCAUAAGGUUAUCGAAUAGAAGGAACGUCCGCAAGAAAUUUUAUUGCUGCCGCUAAAAACAAUCUGUGCCCAAUACAAACACACACAUAGAUGUUAAAGUUUGUGCUGCACGACGCCAUUGGCUACGUGCGCAACAAUGUGCGUGAGUUCAGUCUCAAUGCGAUCCGCCUGCUGCCCCAACUGCCCCAGUUGAGUCCCUACGAUGUGAAUAUUGCGCUGAGGGAGAACGAGUUUGUUUACAAAUUCCCCGCGGAGGGCGUUAUACACAGCUACGAAACAAAUCAGCUCGGCUCCAAUUCCCCCUGCGAGGACACACGGACCGAGGCGAGUUUGCUCUAUCGGAACGGCUUCAUGUGCGGCGUCUUCGAUGGACAUGCGGGCGCCGCAUGCGGUCAGGUCGUCUCCAAACGACUCUUGCGUUACAUUUCGGCGGGCACAUUGCCGCGCCAGGUGCUCCGGGAACAGAUGAAACAGGGCAAUUGCAGCAGCCAGUCAUUUCUCAAAUGUCACAACGACAAGGUGGACUUUGUCAGCGAGAUUCGGCCCAUCUAUGAGAAGAGCUUCCAGCGCUAUGUGAACCAGCUGGUCGCCGAGCCGCAACGCGAUGUAGCCAGCGAAUUGGAGCAUGCGUUCCUCCACCUGGACAAUGAUUUGGCCCAAGAGGCACUGACCACCAACGAUGUGCGCACCAUGGGCGUCGCUCUGUCCGGCGCCGUUGCCUGUUUGGUGCAUGUGGAGGGGCUGCAGUUGCAUGUGGCCAGCACUGGUGAUUGUGGCGCCGUAUUGGGUAUCUUGGAUCCGCAAACGAAUCAAUGGCAUCCCAAGAAAUUGAACAUCGAGCACAAUGCGGAAAAUAUGCAGGAGGUCGAUCGCAUUCUCGACGAGCAUCCGCGCGAGGAGCGUGAAACUGUUAUACGCAAUGGUCGCCUGCUCAGCCAGUUGAUGCCGUUGCGUGCCUUUGGCGAUUUCCGCUACAAAUGGCCAUUGGAUACACUGCAACAGAAGGUGGUGCCGAUGUUCGGGGAGCAGGUGCUGCCACCAAAUUAUUAUACACCGCCGUACCUCACCGCCAAGCCCGAUGUGCAGCAACACGAGCUGGGCGUCAACGAUAAGUUUCUAGUCAUUGCCAGCGAUGGCCUCUGGGACUUCCUAACGCCCAGUGAGGUCGUCAGCCUUGUGGGCGAGCACAUUAAUUCGAAAAAAAUAUUGGAGCCAAUGCGCUUGCCGCCCGGGGACGUUAAAUUACAGCAAAUCUCGGACCAGCUGGCGGAGCGCAAAGCUGGACUCACACGCAAACCCGUUGAUCAGAAUGCGGCGACGCAUCUAAUACGCCAUGCGCUGGGCGCCACAGAUUAUGGCAUUGAGCACUCGAAGAUCUCGUAUUAUUUGACGCUGCCACAGGAUGUGGUGCGUCUGUAUCGGGACGAUAUCACCAUUACCGUCAUCUACUUCAAUUCGAAGCAUAUUGCUCAGCUCAGGGGCGAAACGCAUCGGGACCAAGCUGAGCCACAGCCAACUGCAGCGUGAUUUCGCAGAUUGGGAGUUGCUGUUGGAGCGUAAUCAGUCAGUCCACUGAGUGGCCGGCCAUCUAGCUAUUGAGACUGCUGGACAUGCAACGAAGCUAGAUGUAAAUGAUGUGUAUUUAUUAUUUGGCCAGCGUUAAUCCUCAAAUCUCAGUUGGUUUUUUUUCCGUUAAAGUUUUGUUUACAAUUUGUACAAUCUGCAAUUGUUGUUGUUGUCGUUGUCGAUGUUGUUGUCGUUGCUGUUGCUGUUAUCGUCGUUAUUGCUAAUCUGCUAUUCGCUAUUCGCCAGGACGAUAGCCAAUCGCAGGCUAAAUGCUAAUAAAAAUCCAAGAUGAUAACUCACAA
This is a messenger RNA of Drosophila grimshawi, 2010 nucleotides long. It is a transcript of the gene Pdp, whose product is annotated as pyruvate dehydrogenase [acetyl-transferring]-phosphatase 1, mitochondrial. The transcript is spliced from 4 exons. The record is from RefSeq and is a predicted model, not a curated record. Gene Ontology annotation, biological process: protein dephosphorylation. NCBI's taxonomy places the organism in Eukaryota, Metazoa, Arthropoda, Insecta, Diptera, Drosophilidae. Bases 233 to 1669 code for a protein of 478 amino acids. Gene Ontology annotation, molecular function: protein serine/threonine phosphatase activity.